CUCGUAGGUGCUAGUACUAGAACAAAUCGCACAGCUUAUGUGUUGUAAUAUUUAACCAUAUAUUCAUACAGUGGUGUGUUUAGAAUUAUUGUAUAUUUUUACGGAAGGGGAAAUGCUUGGUUACAAUAAAACUCUGACAAUAAUAGCAUUUUAAGCGCAGACAAAACACCUGGAGAUAAAAUGCAGGGUACGGUGUGUACGAAAACAAAGUUCCCUGUUUAAAUCUGUACCCCACUCAGCGACAAUAAUUUAGCGUCUGCAGUGUCUUUCAUUUGACAAAACCUGCCUACUUUGUGAAACAUGUUCAGAAGAAAGAGCCUACGUUGCACUUCAUCUGCACAUCUGGGCUAUGACCGGCUGACUGAUGUGACUCGAAGAGCCAGCCUGAGACAUUUUCUCAGGUCAAAGCUGAGUCAUAAUAGGCUGAGAACUGAAUGGAUACAAUAAAGAACACCAAAGCAGGGGUCCUGUCCUGGACCCCUGCACCGGCACGCAUCUCACCCACAAGCUCUUUAAUGUCUGAGGAUGCAUGGGACGACGAGGAUGGCAAAGAUGAAGAAGAAGACCAUGACUUUUUUAGCCAGAUGGAUGGCAAUGGCAUCAUUAGACUGACACUGGUGGAUGAGAUGCAGAAGGGCGAUGGUCUCCCAGGCUCCUCUCCUGGAUCCCCUAGCCCAGAGGACCUUGCGGGGUGUGAGGUAGAGAUACCAGUUGAGGAGCUGAGUUACAUCUUCUACGAACAUUUGGAUGAUGCAGACCUACUGUCAAGCUAUGCGGAUGACCUUUGUAUCUUAAAAGAACAAAGUGAUGAUGGAGAUGAGGAAAAGGACAUGACAAACGAAGGGCACAGGACAGAGCACCUGUCUGAGACAGACACCUACAUGGACAUGACUCAAAGGGAGAUAUAUGGUGCAGGAGAGGGGGAGAGAGGUUUCCAAAAGGGACCAGUGGACAAUAAAGACGAGUCAGAGAGCCAAUGUUUUCCUUCACCAUUUUUAUUCGUAGAAGCUAAUGGAGACUGCAAACCACCAUGUCCAACGUACCAAGCCUUCUCAUGUCCCAUUACCUCUCGCCUGUGCCCUUUUACCACUGAGGAAAUGGCUGCUGGUCCAGGCAUUUUUCAUGGAAACAUUCCAAAUAUGGGCUUUACAGAUAGUCAUCCAGACACAAACAGCACCAUGAGCUGCGGGUCCAGUCCUCACCAUCAACAAAAAGGAGACCAAGGAGAUUUGGAAGAAGCAGCUGACUCUUCUGAACCGCUACUGACAAAUGAGCACAGCAGUGUCAGUAAUGAGCAUUUAAAUGAGGCUCCUAAAAAGCCCACAUCCCCACUGGGGGAAAGGAGACUUCAAGCUUCUUUUGACCCUCCAAAGGAGGACCGCCACUACUCUCCAAAAAGAGCUAAUGAAUCAAGAAAAGGCAACCAGAACCACUAUGUACCAGAUUUGUCGAAGGUGAAGCCUAGGGUCUCUUUCCCCAAAGGGGAUUACAAGCCACCCAAGAGCAGAUGGUCGUCCAAGAAUCCUCCAAAGUCCUUGACGCCUGUUGUCUUUAAAUCUCCUGCUGACAUUGUGAAAGAAGUCCUGCUGAACACGGCCGACGGAUCUCAGGCUUUGUCGGACUAUAGUAAAAGAACAUCGACUGGUGCUCCCAGUGCCACGGUGCCGCAGGAGUUCAGAUGCCAACACAAGGCCCAUAUCCUGGCUGAGCAGCUGCAGGAGGACUACAACAGACUGCUCACUAAAUAUGCCGAGGCAGCAAACACCAUUGAUCGUCUACGUCUGGAAGCCAGGGUUAAACUGCACUCUGAGCAACCCAGGCCUGCUCACUUUGAGCCAUCAGGAUUGCAUACUGAGCCCUCAAAAAUCAUGAGACUGGACUUUCCUCAAGCUCAGAGAGCCCAGCCCAGCACGGUUUCCCCUCCGCCCAACGGAGCCAGUAUACAAAGAGCUUCCUGUGGCCUCCCGGCAUUAUCUGCCUCCAUCUCCAAGAGCUCAGAUUGCCAAGGAGGUCCACAGGUGACCAAUGUACUCUACACAAAGGCCGACAAGCUCCUCCAGCAGCUGCAAGGGUUUGAGGAGCUGCUGAAGAGCAAAAAACCUCUUCAACAGGUGAAGGCUCUCUCAAAGCUCUAUGAAGGACUGGACUCUUUAGAAAAGGGCUACCUGUUAGCCAAAAAAGAACAGGAAGAUGCAAACAGCGGCCACUUUGACCCCAAUCGAGAGCUGGAGGAGUUUAUCUACCAGUGUGGACUGCAUAUGGAUGAGCUGAAGGAGAAAGUGGAACAGAGGGUUCGUGAUGGUGAUCUUCUUUCCCACUCCAUGAAAUCAUCAUCAUCUUUUGAUGAUUCGCCUUCAGAGAAGCGACACAUGCUUGAUCCAUCAGAGAUGACGGAAAGCAGUGGUGAUGAGACCAAAGGAAGUGAUGUUAGCCUGAAUUCUGCUCACCUCAAGAGAUGCCAAGAACAAGCAGAAAACAUUCAUCCGACUUAUGCUGCUCACGGCAGGAGGAUGAAGGAGGUCAGCAAGUCCUGCAGCAGCAGUCUGAGCAGUCUAGGAGACAUCACUGAGAAGAGGCGCUCCAAACCACAAACUGUGAUCAGGAAAGCCCUCUCUCAGGAUGGGAUCACCUCGCCGGGGACGGAUAGCGGGUUUGUUGGUUCGGAGACCAGUCAUCAGAAUACGAGUGCAACUCCGGGCUCUGUCCACCAGGGGGUGCCAAAGAGUGUUUCAGACCGUCAGGAGGUGAGGUCAGUGAAGCCUCAGGCAAGCCGAAUCUCAGCACCACCUCAGGCAAGCCGAAUCUCAGCACCACCUCAGGCAAGCCGAAUCUCAGCACCACCUCAGGCCUCCUCGCGUUCACACAGCCCCCCAACAAUUGAACCCAGAAAAUAUUGCCAACCCGAGUUGAGAAGAUCCUGUCAGGAUGAGAGCCAGCAAGGCCAGUGGGUCCGUCAGACAGAUGCUACCAGGACUGACAGUGAAAGCACGCAGCCUGUGUCUGAGGACAUACAAAGUGUCCAGUAUGAAGACUCCCUCCCUUGUUCCUCUCCAAGCCCCUCCUCCGCCGCUCGGCACCAUUACCAUGGCGACACUCUUGAAACACUGAGGUCCAGCCAGGCAGUGACUUGCAAUGAUCCAAGCCGACCCCGGCAGACCAUUUCAGCCAGACCAAAGGAGCGGCGGGAAAGUUCCCCGAGAAACCAGAAGGAGUCCAAAGCAGAUCAUUUACUUCAGCGCAACAGCACAUACUAUCGAACUUCAACACCUCUCAGAUCUGGAGCGCCAUCCUUCAAUAUCGAUGGAAGCAGCCGAAAGAGAUGGACCAAAGAGGCGGAGAAGGUGGAGAAGGUGGUGAGACACGCAUCCAGGAAAAGACUGACACACAAACAACAACCACGACCUGACUCAUCAACUGCAUCAGAGCCUGAAAACGCUGCUUGUCAGCUUCUGGUGUCAAGAUCCACUCAGACGUCAAUUGCAGUACCUGACAGCCAGCCCUCCCACACGAGCGUUCCACACGUCCACCAUAUAAAAUCUGGACUGUGUGCUGCAGAGCAGGAUCAUGCUGAGCCUGAGAAAGCUGAUAUCGAGACGGGGGGACCUCCUCCUUGUUCUCAGUGUUUGUCACAUCACAGCGGCUCCUCAGAAAAAUCAGCUGGUGGCAACCGAGCGGCGGCCCACUUCUGCUGCUGCCGUUGUCAUCACGGUCCUCACUGCGGACAUCAUGACCCCAAGACAAGAACUGAUCCAGACUGUUGCAGGGACUCAAACCCCGCUAAAACCUCCAGCUGCAAACCCGAGUCUCCCAGCAGGGCGGCAGCAGCUCCCGUGUGUCCCACGCCACUGCUUCUGUACCUCCAACCUCAAGCCGUCCACAUGUGCGGCAACAACACGGGGGCGCCAUCCAAGAUGUGCAGUACCAAGGAGGAUAGAGAGAGGUCACGACCAUCGCACGUCGUCCCGCGGCGCUCCCUGGAUGAAGCCCUCCUCGAGGCGCGGAGGAUACACGACAGGUCCAAUCGCAUGGUGCGUAAACUGGAUGCAGGUCUGCGCACUCUGGAGCGACUGUCCAAACCCCCCCACGCCAGCUCCAACUCCAACUAAUAGCCUCAGUGCCUUCGAGCAAUGAACCUGCCUUGUGAGGCUUUUGCAAACAUUUACUGCUGCUUUUUUAUUUGUGAGAAAACCUUUGAUGGCCAAAUAUGAUUUUAGCAGGCAUGGCCAGCAGGACAGUACAGUAAUCCCUCGUUAAUCCCCAUCAAUUAGUUCCAGACUCAACCGUGAUAAGUGAAGUUCCACCAAGUAGGAUUCCUUCACCAUUUUCUACACCUUCAAAAUAGGGUUUGUAACAUUAUUGAAGCCCUCUAGGCCUGAAAUAACACAACAAAAUAAGCCAUUUAAGACAUAAAUAAGACUUAUGCGCGUGUGUGUUGCUGUAAAUGUGUUGCGGUGCUCAGGGAACUGAAGCAGGAAGUGACGUCGGGGAUUCAGCGUUGAGUUUUAUAUUGCCGUGGGUUAUGACCGCAACAACAGCCUGGGUUAGGGACUGUUGGGCCUGUUGUGAGAUCAUUCAAACCUGCAAUAAAAGCCUGUUUGAGUCUGGUGCUUGUGUGUCUCCCCGGUCAUUACAGUAACACAACUCACACCUAGUGACCAGUGUAGAAUAUUACAUAUCAUCACAACGUCUUUCAGUGCUUCUUCUGAAUGCCUUGUAUUGGUAUUUGAGUUCAUUUAGCAAUUUAUGUGCUUAAAAAUGCUUAAUUUAGGCAAAAUAUGCAUUUUUUUAGUUAAUAAUAGGCUGUAUUCAACCAUGACACAGCAUGAUUUAUGAGUACAUUUUUGAAAAGCUGUGAUACAAGAGUGAUGCCGUGAAAUUCUAAGUGCAAAGUGACGAGGGAUUACUGUACUGUACUGUACUGUACUGUACUGUACUGUGUUUCGUUUCUCUGCUUCGAGUUGUAAAUAAUUAGUUAAUAAUGAAUGUAAAUAAUUAGUUAAUAAUGAAUAGAAAGGUGGAGUGAUGGCGCUACGUCCAGGAAAACAAUGCUGCACCUGUAAAUCCAGCAGAAGUCAAUUCAGUCAACAUUUUCCAGCAGGAAGAUGCUUUGACAAGACCAUAUAUUUUGUAAGUACAAUACUGUGUACCCGUGUGUUUAAUUACUGUGAAAGGCAUAUUUUAGGGCUUAAAAGUAUCAAAAUAGGCAUUUGUAUGUGUUUGUAUGGGUGUGUCCAUUAUGUGUGUUUUGUUCACCAUUUUCAUAAAAGGACAUGUUGAUCACGUCCGUCCGUGUUUACACUGCAGCAUCUCGGCUGCGAUCGGCUGAAUUUUCCAACUGCCAAGACGUAGCACUCAUUCACUGUUAACGACCAUGUAAAGUGUGUUUCUGUCAAAAUUAAUAAAAUAGAUUUAGAUAUUUUA
This is a messenger RNA of Dunckerocampus dactyliophorus (ringed pipefish), 5421 nucleotides long. RefSeq names its product AT-hook transcription factor (gene akna). The coding region runs from base 435 to 4106 and encodes 1223 amino acids. Lineage: Eukaryota; Metazoa; Chordata; Actinopteri; Syngnathiformes; Syngnathidae. Gene Ontology annotation, biological process: neuroblast division in subventricular zone; epithelial to mesenchymal transition; neuroblast delamination. The record is from RefSeq and is a predicted model, not a curated record. The transcript has 22 exons. Gene Ontology annotation, cellular component: centrosome.